Molecule: messenger RNA, 357 nt
Organism: Gamsiella multidivaricata
Lineage: Eukaryota; Fungi; Mortierellomycota; Mortierellomycetes; Mortierellales; Mortierellaceae
Exons: 2
Coding region: 40-348 (102 amino acids)
Source: RefSeq, a predicted model, not a curated record
AUUCGACUGGUGCUUGCGGCUAUUCUUGGAGCCUUGUGGAUGCUGCUCCUUUUCAUGUCGCAGAGUUGCGCACUCGUGGGAUUGGCAUCCUACCACCCCGCUUGUCUCGUAUCAGGGCUCCACAAUACCUCGCUACCAUCCCCAGUGCGAUGUGAUCAUGACCCGGCAGUCCAGCUGGCUAAAUCCAUACUCUGGAAAUAUUGCCAGCCGCGCUUGCUUGGGCAGAGAGACCUACGAGUCGGAGCCAAGAGGACAGAUCGGGCGUUGCCUACCGGGUGUCAUAAGGCUUUUUCAGUAACCUUGACAGGGCGGACCAGGGAGGGCGACCAGGAAGAGAGGGACCGAUGAAGGGAGGGG